GAGAAGACUGCCGAGGAAGCUCGUAAAUGGAGUUCUGUGAAACAGAGGGACCGAGCGAGGCAGUAGCGAAGUUUCCGCCAAGCAGGAAAAACACUGUGCUGUGUGAAGCUGCGGGAGGUCGUUCUCCUCUCUUAUCUGCUUGGCAUCUGUCACUACGUGGUUCCUUCCAUGCACCUACCCAGCGACAACAAGGAGGGCAUCCAGUCCAUCGGCAGCAAUAGCACCAGUGGCAGGAUGAACUCCAAUCCAGAGCCUGAUUUCUCUGAGUUCAUGUGGAUGGCUGAGGAAGACCUGGAGGCAUUUGACAGAGAGGUACUAUGUGAAGUGUCUCAAGUGAUGAUGGAGGACCCCAGUAACCUCAGAGAUGACGAAGAGGAGUUCUUGUGCCGUAUGUUAGCUGAGGAAGAAGAAAGGGACACUGUUUACUAUCACCAGUAUUAUCAGGACAAGAUAAGAAACAAUACAACAACAGACCUGGCAUCAAGCAUGGAGAAAAUGGGUGUGAGAGAUGAUGUAGCAGCCAAGAGUAAUCUGAACCCUUAUGCUGCUGAGUUUGUUCCGGGACAAAGUGUUUCUCAACCAGCAAAAACUGCCGUUCUGGUGCAGGGAAGCACUAACGGAAAAGCCACCUCACCCUGACUGUUUGGUUCUCUCUGUAUGUCAUGGAGACAUUAGCUAUGUGUUCUGUGGCUGUAAUUAUAAAGGAAUGAUAUUCAUAGAGUGGAGUCUUAAAUUGCCAGGUUUCUACAUUUACAAAUAUAAAUUUAAUUAAAAUACAUUUAGUUUUGUUGAAACUGUUGUUGCACUAAAUGUUAAAUAGUUUACUUAGUUAACAAACUUUUAUAUUCUUUCUAGAAUAUAAAAUUGUUUUUUUUUUUAUCAAGAAAUGUGCAAGCCUGGCAAUGAAAAUUUAUUAAAAAUAAUAUAAAUGUAUAUAUUUUAGAUUUAGUUGAGACUGCUUAGUUCAGGUUAUGGAGAUGGGGGGAAAAUUUGACAAAAAAAAAUUUUAGUCCUUUAUUUGAGUCACCCAUGUGCAGUGCAUAGUUUUAGUAAGGCUGUAUAAAAGUUUGCAACCUCUAAGGCUUACCUUUUUGGUUUAGCCAGUAUUGUACAAGUCAGGAUAUAAUAAUGAAGCAGCUGGAGUAUUAUGUUUGUACUAUUUUUCUAUUUUGAUGAUGAAAAAUCUUGAAGCAGUGUCCAUACAGCAACAUGAUACUUUCCCCCUUCCUAGUGCUGUUUUUGAUCUUUGAUAUGAUUUUAAUUGCUUGUGUACUUUCAUUCAGGUAUGAUUUGACAGAUACCUUUGAACUAUUCAUGGAAAAAUUUCAGUAUAAUAAGAAAUACUUCAGUCUUUAUCACUCGUGAGUGUCGUUGAUGCCUUAAGUGAUUUGCUAUAUAGUACAAUUUUGAAAGAACACUUUUUAUAUGCAACACAUUUUAUAUAAGUAAUUGCUAUUUCACAAACAAAGGAGCAUGUACGAAAACUAAAAUUUGUCUUUUAAAACCUAGUUUAGAACUUUGAAAUCAAAUUUCAUAUAUUAUCUAUGAAGAGAAACUUUAUGUAUGCUGGCACAACUAAAUAAGAAAUAUCCACAAUUAUCACAAUCAGAUAUUUCAAUGCACAUAUGUGCAGUUUUCUUUUUUGGUUGCUUUUACUUUAUGUAUUAACUUGUUUUUUUGUGUCUCCAUAGUACUCCACUAUUUGAGAUUAGACUAAAGUUCAAAUGUUAAUAUGCAUCAGGUCAUGAGGUGACAACUUCUUUAGUGACUCGGUGUGGGAGUAGCUUGAUGUGUAGAUAGUCUUUCAUUGAAAGAAAAGUUUCACUAAAUACUUAUUUAAAAAAAAAUGUUGUUAAUGUAUCUUGAGCUAAUGGAAGAAAUUCCUUGACAUUUAUCCAUAAAGAUAAUCAUGUACAAACAUGUUUUUGUUUUAGGACAUCAUUACUUAUAGAAUUAGCUUUUUCUAAAUCCAUGUGACUAUUGAUUGUAACAAAUUGGUCUUUAAAAGGGUUUCUUGGGAUUUUGUACAUGUGUAAUAGCUAGAUAAAGAGCAUAUUUAUCAUAGAUUUAUUACACAUAUGGUAAAUUUCAAUGUAUAUUUUUCUUCCCUUUUCUUAAUUAAAUUUUGUAACGGCAUA
Molecule: messenger RNA, 2138 nt
Organism: Portunus trituberculatus (swimming crab)
Lineage: Eukaryota; Metazoa; Arthropoda; Malacostraca; Decapoda; Portunidae
Gene: Paip2
Product: polyadenylate-binding protein-interacting protein 2-like
Exons: 5
Coding region: 169-639 (156 amino acids)
Source: RefSeq, a predicted model, not a curated record